AUGCUUCUCAGCCAUCUUCGCGAAGUUGACCCUCGCUCGCGCUCGUGGCUCCACUUGUGGGCGCCGGCCUUCACGGUCGGUCUCCUCGGUAUCUCGCGUGGUCUCGACGAGGGUUUGAUCUCCGGUAUCAUCAACCAAAAGAGCUUCAAGGUUUCUUUCGACUUUGAAGAGGGAUCCGAGGUCGAGAACAGCAUUGCCUCGAUGCUUCAAGCCGGCUCCAUCGUGGGUUCUUUCCUCGCUUUCAUCGUCAGUGACCUUCUCGGGCGCAAGAAGACCUCACAGAUGGCAUGCAUUCUCUGGAUCAUCGGCUCCGUCGUCUGGUUCACCAGUGUCCACGGUCACUCCGGUGACGGCAACCUCUCGCAGCUCCUGGCUGGUCGCUUCAUCGCUGGUUUGGGAGUCGGUAUGACGCCCGUCUGUGCUCCUACCUACCUCGUCGAGAUUGCUCCCCGUGCUAUUCGUGGUCUCGCUGUAUGCAUCUUCUCCGCCUCCGUCUACAUCGGCAUCCUCCUCGGCUACUGGGUCAACUACGGCACCUCGCUCCACAUCUCCAACACCAACUCGCUGCAGUGGCAGGCGCCUGCCAGUCUCAACUUCGUCGUCGCCGGCCUCAUCUUCAUUGGCUGCUUCUUUAUCCCUGAGUCGCCGCGUUGGCUCCUCAAGGUCGGCCGCCGUGAGCAGGCUCGCAAGUCCCUCUACUGGCUGCGCAAUUGUGGCGACAACGACGCCGUCGUCGUCAACGAAUUUGAGACUAUCUGCGAGCAGCUCGACAAGGAAGCUGAGGCUCGUGGCAACCGUGCUUGGUACCACAUCUUCUGGCAGAUGCUUCGUACGCCUCGCAACCUGCACAUCCUCGCCAUCGGUAUUGGUAUUCAGGUCUUCGGCCAGUUCUCUGGCGGUGGAUCCAUGACAGUCUUCGCGCCCAAGCUCUUCGGCUACGUCGGUAUCACGGGUAGCCAGACGAAGCUGUUCACGACGGGCAUCUUCGGUGUCGUCAAGCUCGUAUCAUCCAUGGCCGCUGCCUUCUUCAUCAUUGACCUGGCAGGACGCAAGACCGCCGUCAUGGCGGGUCUCUCGCUUCAGGCCUUCUGCUCGCUUUACCUCUGCAUUUACCUCAAGUACAACUACAACGUCGACGCUGCGACCGAGACAAAGGGUCAGAAGAUGGCGAGUGAAGCUGGAAUCGCUAUGAUCUUCCUCUCGGGCUUGGCGUGGGCCAUAGGAGUCAACUCUGUCCAAUACCUUUCACAGUUCGCCUUUUCGUUAAAGCCAAGAACUGAACUCUUCAGCCUGGAGGUCCGAGCUCUCGGCGUAGGCUUCAUCUCGAUCAUCCACUUCCUCUGCCAAUUCGGCUCCUCCCGCAGCGUCAACCCCAUCAUUGCCUCUGGCGGUCCAUGGUCGCUGUUCCUCUUCUUCUUCAUCAUGUCGAUCGCGGCGCUGAUCUUCGUCUUCUUCAUGAUGCCAGAGGUAUCGGGCUACCAGCUCGAGCAGAUCAAGGAGCUCUUCGAGUCCAAGCCCUGGUACCUCGUCGGCGCCACGCAGAACAGGCCCCUCCGCGUCAAGGACGAGGCUGCCAUGGGCGACGAUGUGCCUCAGCUGGGCAAGCAGAGCCAGAUGGAGGAGGACAGGCAGCGCGCUGCUGCUGUAGAGGAGAAGGAGGGAAGCCAGGAUGGGCACAACGACAAGGAGGAGCAGGACAAGAAGGAGCAGGACCAGAUUGUCACUCGUACCACGACCGCCUAA
Messenger RNA from Jaminaea rosea, 1743 nucleotides. Its product is annotated as general substrate transporter. Gene Ontology annotation, biological process: transmembrane transport; carbohydrate transport. Lineage: Eukaryota; Fungi; Basidiomycota; Exobasidiomycetes; Microstromatales. Gene Ontology annotation, cellular component: membrane. The coding region runs from base 1 to 1743 and encodes 580 amino acids. The record is from RefSeq and is a predicted model, not a curated record. Gene Ontology annotation, molecular function: carbohydrate:proton symporter activity. The transcript has 4 exons.